GGCCUGGCCUGGCUGAGGGGAGGCGGCGGGCGGGCGCGAUGGCGGAGGCCGGGCCACAGGCGCCGCCGCCCCCGGGCACCCCAAGCCGGCACGAGAAGAGCCUGGGACUUCUCACCACCAAGUUCGUGUCGCUUCUGCAGGAGGCGAAGGACGGCGUGCUUGACCUCAAGCUGGCAGCUGACACCCUAGCUGUGCGCCAGAAGCGGCGGAUAUAUGAUAUUACAAAUGUGCUGGAAGGUAUCGGGCUGAUUGAGAAAAAAUCUAAGAACAGCAUCCAGUGGAAAGGUGUGGGGCCUGGCUGCAAUACUCGGGAGAUUGCUGACAAGCUGAUUGAGCUCAAGGCAGAGAUCGAGGAGCUGCAGCAGCGGGAGCAAGAACUGGACCAGCACAAGGUGUGGGUGCAGCAGAGCAUCCGGAACGUCACAGAGGAUGUGCAGAACAGCUGCUUGGCCUACGUGACUCAUGAGGACAUCUGCAGAUGCUUUGCUGGAGACACACUCCUGGCCAUCCGGGCCCCAUCGGGCACCAGCCUGGAAGUGCCGAUCCCAGAGGGACUCAAUGGGCAGAAGAAGUACCAGAUUCACCUGAAGAGUGUGAGUGGUCCUAUUGAGGUGCUACUGGUGAACAAGGAGGCCUGGAGUUCACCCCCUGUGGCUGUGCCCGUGCCACCACCAGAAGAUCUGCUCCAGGGCCCACCUGCUAUCUCUACCCCUCCGCCUCUGCCCAAGCCUGCCCUGGCCCAGCCCCAGGAAGCCUCACGCCCAAGCAGUCCCCAGCUGACCAUCCCCACCCCUGUCCCCAGCAGCACCGAGGCCCAGGGGGUGGCCAGUCCAGCAGUUGAGAGCACAGUGAGCGGAGGCUUUGGAACCGAUAGCAAGGACAGUGGUGAGCUUGGCUCACUCCCUCUGGGCCUGACGGCACUGGACACCCGGCCGCUGCAGUCUUCGGCCCUGCUGGACAGCAGCAGCAGCAGCAAUAGCAGCUCCUCUGGACCCAAUCCUUCUACCUCCUUUGAGCCCAUCAAAGCAGACCCCACUGGUGUUCUGGAACUCCCCAAAGAGCUGUCAGAAAUCUUCGAUCCCACACGAGAGUGCAUGAGCUCAGAGCUGCUGGAGGAGCUGAUGUCCUCAGAAGUGUUUGCCCCCCUCCUCCGUCUCUCUCCACCCCCUGGAGACCAUGAUUACAUCUACAAUCUGGAUGAGAGUGAAGGUGUCUGUGACCUCUUCGAUGUGCCUGUUCUCAACCUCUGACUGACGGGGACAUGCCUGGUGUGGCUGAGACACAGACUGUCUGACUUGGGGGCUGCCUGGGGUCCUCCCCCCACCCCGCCCGUACACAGCUUGAGAGCCACUGACUCCUGGCUUCUUCAGCCUUCCCUCACUGCACAGUUCUGGCCGCAACCCCCACUCCUGUCCCUGCAUCUGCACUGUGCUAGGAGAGCAGGGGAGAGGGGCCCAGCCCCUGCCAUCAUGGAGCCAAAGUGUUUGCCUCACCUUUUCUGGGGACUUCCCCCACCUUGUGCCCUUUCCGAGCCCUCCCAGAGCCCAGGCUCGACUGCCACUCAGUGGCACAGAACUGAGAAACCACCCUUGCCCCCGUAGGACAGUUUGUUUAGCCCCACUUCUGCCCCUGCCAGUCCUCUGCCAGCCCCUGUCCUGGCCCCAGGGAGGGAAGAGCAGGUAGAGCUGGGUGCUUGCCAGCACUACCCUUAGCCUCCGCUGCUGCCCACCCCCGACCCUCCAGCUCCUCCCAGCCCUCUAGCACACGCCUCUUCUGUUCAGCCCUUAAGCCCUGAGACUUGUAGGUGGGGGUGGGGGGGGUGCUAACUGGAAGGAACAGAGGUCUCUAGCUAGGAAUCUGGGUGGUUCAGUCCCUGAGGAUUGCCCCAGCCUCCCAUUGCCCCAUAAGCCUCCUUGUUUAUUCAUUUACCCUGUUAGAGCCAUUUGCAGAGAUUUAGAAAGAUUUACAGUAACGAAUGGAUUCCUAUAAAAAGAUUAUUUUUAUACUUUUUGCAGCAAAAGGAAAUUGUAAUAUUUGUACAGUGUCCAAGUAAAUAAAGACCGUGCCUAAGGCUA
Messenger RNA from Choloepus didactylus (southern two-toed sloth), 2075 nucleotides. It is a transcript of the gene E2F4, whose product is annotated as E2F transcription factor 4. The coding region runs from base 39 to 1250 and encodes 403 amino acids. Gene Ontology annotation, biological process: regulation of transcription by RNA polymerase II. Gene Ontology annotation, molecular function: DNA-binding transcription factor activity, RNA polymerase II-specific; protein dimerization activity; RNA polymerase II cis-regulatory region sequence-specific DNA binding. The record is from RefSeq and is a predicted model, not a curated record. Gene Ontology annotation, cellular component: RNA polymerase II transcription regulator complex. The transcript has 10 exons. Lineage: Eukaryota; Metazoa; Chordata; Mammalia; Pilosa; Megalonychidae.